This is a messenger RNA of Naegleria lovaniensis, 666 nucleotides long. RefSeq lists its product as uncharacterized. The transcript has a single exon. Lineage: Eukaryota; Heterolobosea; Eutetramitea; Acrasida; Naegleriidae. The record is from RefSeq and is a predicted model, not a curated record. Bases 1 to 666 code for a protein of 221 amino acids.
AUGAUGUUCUUAAUGUGGAUCAAGCAAUAUCCCACAGAGUACUUUUUAGCAUUCAUCUUUGAAAUAGAUCGGUCUACUGUUCACAGAAAUUUGCAAAAGGUGAUUGAUGUGUUUUUCACUCAUUACAAUCAAGAAUUGUCAUUCAAAAACUAUCAAUUUAGGGCUGAGCGUGGUGUGAAAUAUAAUGGAAAAUUAAUUACUAUUAUUUUAGAUGGAACAGAGCAACAAGUAUUUACACCAAGCAACAAGAUAAAAGAGCAAAGUUUGUACUCAGGUAAAAAGUGUAAGCACACUUUUACGUUGUUGAUUGGUGUGUCUCCUGAUGGCUAUAUUUUGUUUGUAAGCUUGUCUUACAAUGGAUCAAAUAAUGAUUUAAAUCUUAUCGAAUUUCCAGAAAAUCAUAUUUGGAAAUAUAUUAAUACUGAUGAAUAUAUUAUGGCAGACAAGGGUUUCAAAGGAAUGCCUCGUGGAGUCCUACCAUUCAUCGGAAAUGAAUCCCCUUUCACAGAGAAAGAGAAACAGUUCAAUCGAGGCUUAGCAGCAAUCAGAAUAGUAGUAGAGAAUGCAAUUGCUCACAUCAAGAAAUGGAAGAUUUGUUCCACUCCAUUCCGAUGCAAAACCUAUGACAUCAAUGAAUUUGUAAUGCCUAUUAGAAAUCGCUUAUAA